Rhagoletis zephyria (snowberry fruit fly) is the source of this 642-nucleotide messenger RNA. The record is from RefSeq and is a predicted model, not a curated record. NCBI's taxonomy places the organism in Eukaryota, Metazoa, Arthropoda, Insecta, Diptera, Tephritidae.
AUGGCACGCAUAACCAAACUUGAAGUUGGGUGCUCUCUUCUGGGCGCCCUCUUUCUGGUUGCAUCGUUGAACCUGGUCAGUGGAGGUGAAACGGCAAAAAUCGAGAACAUUUUCCAGUUCAAUGCUUCGAGCAACGGAAGCGAGGUCUCUUUCCAGAAGUACAAGGGCUAUGUCUUGUUAGUUGUCAAUGUCGCCUCUGAAUGUACGCUCACUGAAACCAACUAUCGACAGCUGUCGGAGCUGCACAAUCGCUAUGAGAGCGAAGGCCUGCGAAUCGUCGCUUUCCCAUGUAAUCAGUUUGGAGGACAAGAGCCAGGGGAUGACGCUACUAUCCGAAAGUUUUUGGCGAGCAAGAAUGUGAAGUUUGAUGUCUAUGACAAAAUUGAUGUCAAUGGCGAUAAUGCUCACCCGAUUUACAAGUGGCUCAAGUCUAAGCUCAAGGGAAUUCUGUAUACUGAAGCUAUCAAAUGGAACUUUACAAAGUUUCUGUUGGACUGCUAUGGCCACCCUGUCAAGCGAUACGGACCAUUCGAUGAGCCAAAGAACAUUGAAGAGGACAUAAAGACAGAGCUGAAAAAGAGAGCUGAAAUGCUUAAGAUGGUGGCAAAAAACAACAACACCGAGAGAGCUGGCGAACUAUAA